Molecule: messenger RNA, 654 nt
Organism: Postia placenta MAD-698-R-SB12
Lineage: Eukaryota; Fungi; Basidiomycota; Agaricomycetes; Polyporales; Adustoporiaceae
Exons: 2
Coding region: 1-654 (217 amino acids)
Biological process (GO): C-terminal protein methylation
Cellular component (GO): membrane
Molecular function (GO): protein C-terminal S-isoprenylcysteine carboxyl O-methyltransferase activity
Source: RefSeq, a predicted model, not a curated record
AUGAUCCUGGAAAUCUUGGUGCCCAAUCCAAUCUACAACACUAGCAGCAUCAGAUUCUCGCCCAUAUUCCUGGUCGGCUGUAGCAUUGCGACGCUCGGCGGUUUCAUCCGUUACAAAUGCUAUCGCGAACUUGGACGCCUCUUCACGUAUGAGGUCACGAUCCAGCAGAACCAUCAGCUCGUUACGACUGGACCGUACGCAUACGUGCGCCACCCGAGCUACGCAAGCGUCAUUGCAUCUUGGGCCGGGAUGGCUGUCUGCUUGGCUAGUCCUGGCUCGUGGCUGAAGGAGUGUGGGGUGUUAAAAACGUUGGCCGGAAAGACUGCGGCGUGGCUGUAUGUGGGAUACGGUGUAUGGGGAACCGUAACAGCUGUGGCUCGUACUUCUUUAGAAGACAGGCUGAUGAAGGAACAGUUUGGAGGAGAAUGGAACAAGUGGGCACAGAAUGUUCCAUACAGGUUGAUACCACGAGUAGUCCUUUCUAAGUUGUUCGCCAAUGCUCCUUCACGGACGGGAAUGCAUGAAGAACACUGGGAAGGCGAGAUUACGUGCGACCGCACGCAAGGUGAGGAAAUGCUCAGCCAGUGCUAUCGCCAGGGGAUAGUCGGGGCCCGUGAAUGCGUACUAGACAUUAUUGAUCCAGUUCGCACCUGA